Molecule: messenger RNA, 3870 nt
Organism: Nymphaea colorata (pocket water lily)
Lineage: Eukaryota; Viridiplantae; Streptophyta; Magnoliopsida; Nymphaeales; Nymphaeaceae
Product: L-arabinokinase-like
Exons: 25
Coding region: 904-3534 (876 amino acids)
Molecular function (GO): ATP binding
Source: RefSeq, a predicted model, not a curated record
UAUAGCAACUAUCAACAUUUUCCUUCACAAUAGCAGGAAAUUGCUAUGAAAAAACACAUGGAAGAUAUGAUUAAAGCACAAUAUAUAGAAGAAUCACUUUAAAUUUAAAAUUUCCAAUAUUUUCACUCUUCAUGAACUGUCGCUAAAACUGACCUUCGUAGUGUUGAAUCUUUUAAAAUAUAAGGGCUCUUGAUUAAGUUGAAGUCCUUGUUGGCAAGGAGAAAAAUUGCACUUUUUGUCAUUCCUAAUUGCAAAAAACUGAAAGAAUAGAGAGCCACUUCAUGGAAAACCAAAGAAGUUACCACCACCUCCUUUUCAUCUAUGUCACAUGGGUACGGGUGCGGACAAAAUUCAAAAUCAUGGGUACGUGGGUAUGGCUGGCCGUACAUAUAAAAUUGUGUACAUAAUGUAUACAAUGCAUAUAAUUAUAUCGUAGUGUAUUGAAUAUAUAAAUUCUAUGUUGUAUAUUGAACAUAUAAUUACAGAUACAGCAAUACACAAGUGCGCCUGUGCACCUAAAGUGUCGAAGGCGUGUCCGUACCCACACCUGUGUCCAGGCGAGUCGACACCGACACUUCAGGUGCACACGCGCACCCAUGUAUCAGAGCUUUUCAGCAAUAGGGCUAAGAAAAAAGUUAUCAGGUACAAUUUGCAUGAUAAAUAAGGGCAUAUACUUUUAUUAAGAAUAUUAAAAAGUGUCCAAGUCGCAUCUUCUCUUCCAUAUUAUUUUCCUUUUGAAAUGUUUUUCUUUUGUGUGAAUUGGUAAAAUAACUUUCUUUAGAAUUUGUAUAGCUGAUUUUUUUUCCCUCAGAAAGGGAUAUUAUCAAAAUAUCCUGUUAUGUUCUCAUCGGUGGGAAAACUGAAAGUGAAAUCUGUGACUAUAUACUAUAACAGUGUCUCUGCAUGCUGACAGAACGAGCAAGUCUGAUAGUUUGGUUUUCUUCCUAUAUACAUAAAGCUUGGAGGAUGCUUAUAAUGAUUUUCUAUCAAUGUUGGGAUUUCAUAUAUGCUGAAUAUGUCAUGGCUGCUGGAUAUCAUCAUCGUUCUAUAAUUUGGCAGAUAGCUGAAGAUUAUUCUCAUUGUGAGUUGCUACUCAGACUUCCCGGAUAUGUCCCAAUGCCCGCUUUUCGUGAUGUUGUAGAUGUGCCCCUUGUUGUGAGAAGACCACAUAAAUCUCGUAUGGAGGUGAGGAAUGAACUUGGGCUUGGUGAUGAUGUAAAGCUAGUGCUUUUUAAUUUUGGUGGGCAGCCGGCUGGAUGGAUGCUAAAGGAAGAGUGGCUGCCCACUGGUUGGCUUUGCUUGGUAUGUGCUGCCUCAGAUAAACAGGAACUUCCACCAAACUUCUUAAGGCUUCCUAAAGAUGUAUAUACACCAGACGUGAUUGCAGCUUGUGAUUGCAUGCUUGGAAAAAUUGGAUAUGGUACAGUUAGUGAGGCACUUGCUUACAAGCUUCCAUUUGUGUUUGUCCGUCGGGAUUAUUUUAGUGAGGAACCGUUCUUGAGAAACAUGCUUGAGUAUUUUCAAGGUGGAGUGGAGAUGAUUAGGAGAGAUUUGCUUACGGGGCAUUGGAAACCUUAUCUUGAGCGUGCUCUAAGCCUUAAGCCAUGUUAUGAAGGAGGCAUCAAUGGUGGUGAAGUUGCUGCAGGCAUAUUACAGAAGGCUGCUACUGGAAGAAGUUAUGCAUCUGACAAGUUUAGUGGACCGAGAAGAUUACGUGAUGCUAUUGUGCUUGGGUAUCAACUACAAAGAGCUCCUGGUGGCGAUAUUAGCAUUCCGGAGUGGUAUGCAGUUGCAGAAAAUGAACUUGGCCUUCGUGCUACUUUGGAAAGCAAUGAGGCAAAUAAGAAAAGCCCUUUUACAGAGUUAUGUAUAGAGGACUUUGAGAUUCUUCAUGGAGAGUUGCAUGGACUUCCAGACACAGUAGCAUUUUUAAGGAGUUUGGCGGGUCUUCAUCGUGAAACGGACUCUCAUAAGCACUCAGAAAAGCGGCAAAUAAGAGAGAGAAUUGCUGCAUCUACUCUUUUCCACUGGGAGGAAGACAUUUUUGUGGCCAGAGCACCUGGAAGAUUGGAUGUCAUGGGUGGUAUUGCUGACUACUCAGGAAGCCUUGUUUUGCAGAUGCCUAUUAGAGAGGCUUGUCAUGUUGCUGUGCAAAAAAUUCAUCCAAGCAAGCAGAAGCUGUGGAAGCAUGCUCUAGCUCGCCAGCAAAACCAAGGCCUAGGGCCCAAGCCCGUGUUGCAGAUAGUAUCUUUUGGGUCUGAGUUGUGCAACCGUGCACCUACAUUUGACAUGGAUUUGGCUGAUUUAAUGGAUGGAGACCAACCAAUAUCCUAUGAGUCAGCUUGCAAAUACUUUGCACAAGAUCCAUCCCAAAAGUGGGCAUCUUAUGUUGCUGGGGCAAUUGUUGUGUUGAUGACUGAAUUGGGUGUGCGAUUUAAUGAUAGCAUUAGCAUUCUGGUUUCUUCAGCAGUUCCAGAAGGAAAAGGUGUUUCUUCUUCUGCAGCUAUUGAAGUUGCCACCAUGUCUGCCAUUGCUGCAGCCCAUGGACUGGAAAUUGCACCAAGAUAUCUUGCCCUGCUGUGUCAAAAGGUGGAGAACUUUGUAGUUGGUGCACCGUGUGGAGUGAUGGACCAAAUGGCAUCAGCUUGUGGUGAAGUAAACAAACUUCUAGCCAUGGUUUGCCAGCCUGCUGAAGUGACAGGACUUGUCAAUAUUCCUACCCAUAUAUGUUUCUGGGGUAUUGAUUCAGGGAUACGCCACAGCAUUGGUGGAGCUGAUUAUGGAUCUGUUAGAAUUGGUGCUUUUAUGGGUCGGACAAUUAUAAAGUCCGAAGCAUCUACAUUGUUAUCUAGUACAUUUGAAAUUGCAAAUGCCCAAACACAGGGGAAUGGUGUGAAUGCUUAUGAAUAUGAAGAACAUGGAAUUGAGUUGCUUAAAGCUGAAGCUUCACUUGAUUUUCUAUGCAAUCUCUCUCCUCAUAGAUAUAAAGCUGUUUAUGCACAGAAUCUUCCUGAGUUUAUGCUUGGGAAGACAUUCUUGGACAAAUACAUCGAUCAUGGUGAUCCUGUCACAACUAUUGAUCCUAAGCGUCAAUAUGCAGUGAGAGCACCCACAGGCCAUCCAAUUUAUGAAAAUUUCCGUGUGAAGGCAUUUAAAGCACUGUUAACAGCUUCAAGUACUGAUGAACAGCUUUCCUCCCUGGGAGAAUUAUUGUAUCAGUGCCAUUAUAGUUACAGUGAAUGUGGGCUUGGGUCAGAUGGGACCGAGCGACUUGUUAAUCUAGUUCAGGAGAUUCAACAUAGAAAAAGAGCUACAGGUGAAAAUGGUACACUUUUUGGUGCCAAGAUAACUGGAGGUGGGUCAGGCGGAUCUGUUUGUGUCAUUGGCCGCAACUGUGUCCGCAGUAAUGAGGAGAUUUUAGAGAUACAACAAAGAUAUAAGGCUGCUACAGGUUAUCUGCCUUAUAUUUUCGAGGGGUCAUCUCCAGGCGCAGGAACGUUUGGUUACUUAAGACUGAGGCACCGGAAGAAUUAAUUUAAGUUCGGGCAAACUCGUCUGUGGCUUUAGGGAAUAAUAUAUUUCUAUUCAUUCAUUUUUUAUAUUUAAGAAAUAUUAUUAUUUCAUUUAUACUAUUUAUCAUGCUAUAUUCAUACUUGAAUGGUUUAGAAUUUAGAGUAUUUUUUUUCUUGAAUAUAUAUGUGAACAGACAGCUUUCCAGAUUAUUGGAGGGCCCUGCCAAGAACCUGCAUCCUCGAUUUUGAGGCACUGGUUUGGACAGUUUCUGUUGAAGCCACAUGAGCAUCAGACACAUACUCAACCUUAUUUAUCACUAUAACCAAAUCAAUUUGUGGUGAAUUUUUGUCCGAUGCA